Molecule: messenger RNA, 3022 nt
Organism: Mytilus californianus (California mussel)
Lineage: Eukaryota; Metazoa; Mollusca; Bivalvia; Mytilida; Mytilidae
Product: sodium/glucose cotransporter 5-like
Exons: 15
Coding region: 1-2772 (923 amino acids)
Biological process (GO): transmembrane transport
Cellular component (GO): plasma membrane
Molecular function (GO): D-glucose:sodium symporter activity
Source: RefSeq, a predicted model, not a curated record
AUGAAAGCGGGACUAGAUAAUUGGAUUGAUAUUUUGGUGCUAGUGAUUUAUUUUAUUCUAGUACUUGCAGUCGGAUUGCUGUCUGUAUGUAGAAAAGGGCGAGAUUCUGUUAAAGGAUAUUUCCUGGCUGGUAGAUCUAUGUUAUGGUUUCCUAUAGGUGCAUCUUUGUUUGCUAGCAAUAUAGGAAGUGAACAUUUUGUUGGUCUUGCUGGAAGUGGAGCAGCCUCAGGAAUAGCAGUCGUAGCAUUUGAAUGGGGAGCUGCACUCUGUCUUCCUCUGUUAGGAUGGGUAUUUCUACCUAUAUAUCUAUCUUCAGGGGUAUUUACAAUACCGGAAUACUUGUCCAAGAGAUUUGGAGGGACCAGACUUAGAACAUAUCUCAGUAUACUGGCACUGUUUUUGUACAUAGCAACAAAAAUAUCGGUUGAUGUUUAUGCAGGUUCUGUGUUCAUACAACAAGCAUUAGGAUGGAACACGUACCCAUCAAUCAUUGGGUUACUGGUUAUCACAGCAGUAUACACAGUCAUAGGUGGAUUGGCAGCUGUUAUAUUCACAGAUACUUUACAGACAAUUAUAAUGUUAACAGGAGCAAUAUCUCUUUCUGUUCUAGGAUUUAUCAAAGUUGGAGGAAUAAAUGGAUUAGUACCUAAAUAUAUGGAUGCUAUACCCGACAGUUUACGUUACGCAGGUAGUUUCAAUACAUCGUCGAACAUUACAUCAAAUUUAACAAGUCAUUGUGGAUACCCAAGGGUUGAUUCUUUUCAUAUCAUCCGUGAUCCAGUAGACUCUGAUCUACCAUGGCCAGGACUUCUGAUCAGAAGUACUUUUGUAUCUACGUGGUAUUGGUGUGCUGACCAGGUUAUUGUUCAACGAGCAUUAGCUGCCAAGAAUAUUGGUCAUGCCAGAGGUGCUACUUUAAUGGCAGGAUAUUUGAAGUUUCUGCCAUUGUUCCUGAUAAUAAUGCCAGGAAUGAUAAGCCGUGUGUUGUUUACAGAGGAUGUAGCUUGUCAUGACCCGGAAACUUGUAUUCGAGUUUGUGAUAAUCCAGUUGGAUGUUCUAAUGUUGCAUAUCCUAAACUUAUUCUGGGACUUGCCCCGACUGGGUUGAGAGGAUUAAUGAUGGCUGUAAUGAUGUCAGCGCUUAUGAGUUCAUUAACAUCCAUCUUUAAUAGUGCAGCGACGUUGUUUACGAUGGAUUUGUGGACAAAAAUAAGAAAGAACGCGACUGACCGAGAGCUCCUUGUUGUCGGCAAAGUAUUUAUAGUCAUCUUGGUUGGCAUAAGCGUUGCAUGGAUACCUCUUAUACAAAAUUCUCAGGAGGGACAACUUUUCCUAUAUAUUCAAGCUGUUACUGGUUACUUAGCCCCACCAAUAUGUUCCGUGUUCUUGUUGGCAGUCUUUGUACCUAGAAUAAACGAAAAGGGUGCAUUUUGGGGUAUGCUGUCUGGCCAGAUCGUUGGGAUAACAAGAAUGGUAUUAGAUUUUGUGUAUCCAAGUCCCAAGUGUGGAACUGAAGACACUAGGCCAGCUGUGAUAGCGAAAGUUCAUUUUACAUACUUUUCGGCAGGAUUGUUAGUCUUUACUGGAGUCAUGGUUAUCAUCAUAAGCCUUUUAACUGAAAAACAAGAAUAUAUGGGAAAAUAUCUAACGUUUUGGUAUACACCAAGUAUAAAAAGUCCGUCCGAAAAGAUCAACUAUCAUACCCUUAAGUACAGCACGUCGAAGUAUUCUAAAGAUAAGAUAUCAAAUACCAGAAGUUCUGUUCGUAAGAGAUGGUCAAUGACUGAAAAGUCACCUAACAUAAAUGAAGGUUUUGAUAUGCAGGAAAUAAAUGGUCCUCAUUUGAUACAAGAUAAGACAAACAUACACGAAAGCGUUGUGACAGAAGAUUCUGUUAAGACAACCGUUGAAAACCACUACAAUGAACUUGCAAACGAAUCGAUGAAAGUCGAUGAUAGUAACAGUCACACAAUCACUGAGUAUGAACCAGUUGAUAAAGGUCAUGGCACUGCUGAACCAUUUGUAGGAUAUGAAUCAUUGAAAACAGAUAACAGUACUAACGAACAUACCGUUGGAUACGAAAUUAACGACGAAAAUGUCAAUGACACUGACAGCAAUGAAAGCGAAGAUGGGAAAACUAAGGUCAAAUUUAGAGACGAUGAUGAUGGAGAAAAUGAACAUGUUCACAAACCCUUAACUAAGAGAAACAGUAGAGUCUGGAAAAGAGAGGUAGAAAAACAGCCAGGAUGGCAGAAUUUUGUGCAAGAAUUCACUAAAAAGUUAUCUGAAGUUGACAUUAAACGUACCAAAUUUGAAAGAAAUCAGAUGAGUGGAAAGAAUCUUUUGAAAACAACGCCAAAAAUUAUAAAACCUGUAGAAGAAGAAAACAAUAUAAAAGACCCUGAUAAUGAACAGAAAAAAGAAAAUAUAAUAGACACACCACCAAAACUAACAGAACCAAAUCUUCCAGAUGAAACUAAAGAUACAGAUGAGAGAGACAUACCAGUACAAGCUUCACAUGAAAGUACGGAUGGAUAUGCAAAUAUUAGGAUAAAUCAAAAUAAUCCAGUUCAAGGUAGCAGAUAUUCCGGGAAGUUGUCAUUAGACAUAUUUAGAACACAGAAACCUGACGUCAUAGAAAUAGAUAUGAAAAAUGUUGAUACAGAUGGUAGAGAAAAACUGUACAUUAAUGAUAGUCUUAAAUGGUUUUUGGACAUAAAUGCUGUCUUAUUAGUUUGUGUUUUUGUAUUUUUGUAUUUCAUUUUUCAAUGACGCAUAUGACUGUUAUUGGAAAGUAAUAACUUUUCUUUCACUUUUGAACCUUUUUCAAACUCAACUUAAGUUCGAAUAAGGACAAAACUGUUCAAAUAAAUGGUUUGAAUCAAAGAAUGCUAGAUUGAAUGAACUCAUUUCAGUCAUCCACAAAAUGUCCAACUGUACAAAUUAUAUAUACUAGUAUGACCUAUUUAAUUCACAAUAAUACCUUAUAUUGAAUAUGCAAUAAAAUUUCCAUUGUCUCGAA